Messenger RNA from Periophthalmus magnuspinnatus, 3055 nucleotides. Its product is annotated as potassium voltage-gated channel subfamily KQT member 4. Gene Ontology annotation, cellular component: membrane. The transcript has 14 exons. The coding region runs from base 540 to 2588 and encodes 682 amino acids. Gene Ontology annotation, biological process: potassium ion transport; transmembrane transport. Gene Ontology annotation, molecular function: voltage-gated potassium channel activity. NCBI's taxonomy places the organism in Eukaryota, Metazoa, Chordata, Actinopteri, Gobiiformes, Gobiidae. The record is from RefSeq and is a predicted model, not a curated record.
CGCACAGCACCUCUCUGGACCACAGAUGGGGCGCGAGGAGGAGGACGCAGUGGAUGGGGCAAGUCUCAGGCUGAUCACUUUACAGUAAAUUAACUCAUUGUCACUGUACAGGCGAUGGACCGCUAACAUUGCGCGCGCAUAACUUCACCGCCAUGACUUGUAGCCUCCUCGCAGUUUUCUCAAUGCUCUUGGCGUUUACUUGAGGUCACUUUGAGCUGUCAUUUCGGGAAGUGAUGCCAGUCCAGUAGCGGGUCGCUUUUUAGAGCUCCGCUGUGCUUUUGGAUUCAGUGCAUGCGAUUUUGGUGUAGUUUGGAAUCAAGUUUAGUUCUUAACAAUGUCAGGUAAAAUGCGCGUUUUAAUGCAGCAUACAAAGCGUCCGAGUGAUUCAAAUUUCUACUUUAGCGACUUGAUUUACAGAUAACUGUUAUAUUGUGCUAAAGAAUCAGGCCAGCUGCAGAGCCCAGUGAUGCUAAACUUGUAAUCCUAAGCCGGAUGACUACUUCCAAACUUCUUACGUAGUUUGAGGUGCACACUGAAAGAUGUUAGGAAGCCCGUCCAACAACGGCGGCAUCAGGAUGCUUGCUCCUCCAGCUCCAAACGAUGACAGGCGGGUGGAGUUCGUCGCUCUGACCGCUGUCCACACUGAGAGAAGCGAACCAUCCACCCCGGAGCGAGGCCACCCGUCUCACCGCACCGGUCUGCUUGGGACCCCGCUGCCCGGACCCCCAGGACCUCGGGCCAGCACCUCCGCAUCCAGCAAGAGAUACAGAAAGUUACAGAACUGCCUGUACAACGUGCUGGAAAGACCACGAGGAUGGGCGUUUAUUUACCACGCGUUUAUUUUCUUGCUGGUGUUCAGCUGCCUGGUGCUGUCUGUCUUCUCCACCAUCCCAGACCAUCAGAAAAUGGCCAACCAGGGUCUCUUCAUCCUCGAGUUUGUGAUGAUUGUGGUAUUCGGUCUGGAGUACUUUAUCAGGAUCUGGGCGGCCGGCUGCUGCUGCAGAUACAGAGGAUGGCAGGGCCGCCUGAGAUUCGCCAGGAAGCCCUUCUGUGUCAUAGAUUUCAUUGUAUUUGUGGCGUCAUUGGCAGUAAUAGCAGCUGGGACACAGGGUAACAUCUUUGCCACCUCAGCACUGCGAAGUAUGCGUUUCCUGCAGAUCUUACGUAUGGUUCGUAUGGACAGGCGAGGAGGCACCUGGAAACUACUGGGCUCAGUGGUGUAUGCUCACAGCAAGGAGUUAAUAACGGCCUGGUACAUAGGAUUCCUGGUCCUGAUCUUUGCCUCGUUCCUGGUCUACUUGGCAGAGAAAGACAAUAACUCAGACUUCAACACCUAUGCAGACUCCCUCUGGUGGGGGACUAUUACGCUGACCACUAUUGGCUAUGGUGACAAGACCCCAAGGACGUGGCAGGGACGCCUCCUGGCAGCGGGCUUUGCUCUUCUCGGGGUCUCCUUCUUCGCCCUUCCCGCUGGGAUUCUAGGGUCAGGAUUUGCUCUGAAAGUCCAAGAGCAGCACCGUCAGAAGCACUUUGAGAAAAGGAGGAUGCCCGCUGCAAACCUUAUACAGGCGGCAUGGCGACUCUACUCCACAGAUGCCAAGCACUCAUAUCUAACAGCUACAUGGUACUUCUAUGACAGCAUGCUACCCUCAUUCAGAGAACUGACGCUACUGUUCAGUCAUCUUCAGCGACAACGUAACAACAAGAAGGUUCUUCACAACUCCUACCACACGCUCCUGUCUGGGCUGCGGCCCUACAGCUCCCCUUACCUGUCGGGGGACAGUGGGAAAAUGGGUUUCCGGGAUCGUAUCAGGAUGAACAAUUCGCGAUCAUCUCAGGCUCUCCGGAAUAAAGCGUCCCCACUGCCUCCGAGCUCCGGGGUGCGGCACUCACCGAGUCAGGAGAACGUCCCAGAGGCCACCAGCCCAGGGAAGGUCCAGAAAAGCUGGAGCUUUAAUGACCGCACACGAUUUCGCACUUCACUUCGACUCAAGCCACGCCCACCUGCUGAUGUGGAGGGGGUUGGUGAGGACAAUGUAGAGGACAAGUCGUAUUGUGAUGUGGCCAUGGAUGAGGUCAUCCCUGCAGUGAAGACUCUCAUACGAGCUGUCAGGAUUUUAAAGUUUCUGGUGGCCAAGAGGAAGUUCAAGGAGACACUGCGUCCGUACGAUGUAAAGGACGUGAUAGAGCAAUAUUCAGCUGGACACCUGGACAUGCUUGGACGCAUCAAGAGCCUGCAAACACGGGUGGAUCAGAUAAUAGGACGAGGGGCUGUGCCAACAGACAAGAAAGCUCGCUCUGAAAAGGGAGAGAAGACACCUCCUGAGCUGGACCCUUUGGAUGAGCUAAGCAUGAUGGGACGUGUAGUGAAAGUAGAGAAACAGGUGCAGUCCAUAGAGAACAAACUGGACGCUCUGCUGAACUUCUAUUCCCAGUGCCUGAAGAAAGGCUCCUCCCACUUCACGCUGUCCUCACUGCUCGACCCAGACCUCACCUCAGACUACCAUAGCCCCACAGACCAAAAAGACCUGUUCCCCUCAGCCAACACCCUCAACAUAUCCCAGUCUGAGAGCGGCAACCUGGAAUGACGGCGGUCUGCACAGAGGUUGUCACAGCUGAACACACAGACAGGACACAAACUGGGGACUGUCUGUUCCUCAUUUACAAAACUCAGCAGUGAAUGGUGCUUUUGGUCUGCUCUAAAUGUUCACCUGAUCAAUUUCAGGUGAGAUGUGUUUCCAUCAGAGGCCACUAGAUGGAGCCUCAGCCAAAGCUCACUGCAUAUGCCUCUCCCAGAGACAAGUACACACUAGGAGACAUAUGACUACUGACUUUCAACCCACUCCACAUCACGCAACGCCCAUGUCCAGCUUCAACUGUAGAUAGGUAGACUGUAUCUUUUUGUAAAUGUUUAGAGAGUCUAUGUCUUUUAUCACUGCUUUCUCGGCUGCUUAAAUCUACGGACUCCUGAGAGUUUGCAAGUGCCAUGACAGUGUUAUUUUUCUUCAGUAUUUUUGCCACUUACUUGAAAGGCAUCAAAACUUUAAUACUGUGA